UCUAUGUGUAGAUCUUGCUCUUUUCUGCCCCAUCCCGGGUAGGGAGGAAGCCGAGGGAAUUGGUUCUCCCUCCCGCGGUGGUUAUUCCUGCUGUUGUUAUGGGGGGUGGCGGGAGUAGCCAUGGCAAUAGGAAGGUCUCCUUCGAGAUGGAUGAGCAGGAGCGAGUGCGAGUCCUGCAGGGCAUCCGGCUUUCUGAAGAUGUGGUGAAACGAAUGAAGGAACCUUUCCAACCUAAAAGGGAUCAGCGAUCACCGUCCUUGUCUCCGCAUCCUUUGUCACAAUCUACAGAAGGGAAAUGUAAAACGUCUACAGAGAUCCAUCCACCAACAGCUGACAACUUGGGCCGAAAACCCUCUGAAGCAGAGGAGGAUCUGUACAAGAGGUAUGAGCAAGAACAGGCAAUGGUUCAAGAGGAGCUACUCCGACUGGCCAAAAGAGAGCGGGAGGCAGCCAACGAGAGUCUGAAUGUGAGCCUCCAGCGGGAGAAAAAUACCACCAAUGAAGAGAAGCUGAAAGCAGCCCAGCUGCCUGUGGAUUUGGAUGCCUGGUCCCAGGAACUAGAGUGGAAGGAUGAAAAACUGAAGAGGAGAGGCAACUUCUAUAAGGAGCAGUUGGCCCACAUUGAGAAGAAGAAUUCUGAAAUCUACAAGAUGACCUUGGAUCAAUACAAUGAGGCAGUUACCAAUGCAGAAGAUCAGAUCAGGCGGAGAAACACACAACCUAUAUGUGCAAACCUUCAGGCAGCAAUCCUGACAUGCUACGGCGAAAACAAACACCAAGCCCUCAACUGUUCAGAGUUGGUCAAGGAGUAUCAGCGUUGUGUUAGGCUAGCACAAAAGGAACUGUUGGUCCACUUCGAUUAAAGCCCAGCUGCUGGCAAAGUGCAGAAAGCAGGGGACCACAGAAGCUCUUAGAAGCCCAGCAUUCUUUCGGAUUCAUGCUGAUGCAAAUGAGUGCCUUCUGUCCAUGGUGGUCACAAAAUCACCAUGAAUCCAUAUCCAGAUGCCUGCAUGUAUCAGUCUUAAUUGAUGGUUUUGGACUUGAGGGGGAAGGACCCUGCAUUUGGAGGAAAAGUUAUGCUCUGUGUAAUGUAUAUUGCCGCCAUCAUUAUCUCUCUUCCACUGAGAGAAGAAUUCUCAUGAAUAGAUCUUGUUUCCGAUGGGUGACAUGAGUGAUAAGCCUCCAUUUUUUAUAUAUAUUUAAAAUCCUGUUAAGUUUUUUGUUUCACUGUUACUCUGUAUUUCAUAAGAUGUUGCCUUUGUCCUUCAGAACAAGUAAUCUAGGGAAAUGCCAGAGCCUGCUUAUAUUGAGUUAAUACUGAUUCAAGCAGGUGUGAUUGUGUGUUUGACACUAACAGAGACAUUCCUGCCUUCACCUCUCAAGCUUCCUCCUAAGAACAAUAAAAAUGUGUUUAAUGGC
Zootoca vivipara (common lizard) is the source of this 1419-nucleotide messenger RNA. RefSeq names its product coiled-coil-helix-coiled-coil-helix domain containing 6 (gene CHCHD6). Lineage: Eukaryota; Metazoa; Chordata; Lepidosauria; Squamata; Lacertidae. Gene Ontology annotation, cellular component: mitochondrion; MICOS complex. Gene Ontology annotation, biological process: cristae formation; DNA damage response. The record is from RefSeq and is a predicted model, not a curated record.